UCUCUCACAUGUAGAAGUCACAGCAGCUGCAUGAGACGGAGAUGAAACCUAAACUUGAGAGGACUGAUCCUAAACGGCAUGGAUCCUUAAGACGUUUACUGACAGGGUCGUUUAUAUAUUUGAUCAAAUAAAAGGACAGCUAGCUCGCCCUGUAUAUUUCUUAUGUCAAAGAGAUUUUGGGUUUUAGUCUUACUAUCACCAGACAACUGUGAAGCCCGACAGCAUACCGUCCAAAAUAUGUCCAGUAAUUAAUUUCAGCUGAUUAUAAUUAGCUUUUUUUACCCCCCUCGUGCUGCUUUAAUAAUACAACAUCAGAAGGAGCGCGACUGAAGCUCACGCACACAUGCUCCACCGCGCGCUGGACAUGAAGAAGACCUCAUCCCGAGCCUGAUUUCCUGCGGUCCCGGCCAUCUGUGUGGCUUCAACCCGGAGCUGAAUUACACUCGCGAAAUGACCCAGCCACAGACGACCAUGGAGCUGGAGCAGAGCUGCAGUAUAUCGAAAAAGAGCAUCAUUACCAAAAUGUUUAAAGUUCGCAAACGGAGAGAGAUGCUGUUCGCGCAGGUGUGCUUCAUCUGCAGCGUCCUGUUCUUGGCGUGGUGUAUGUCGGCGUUGCUCACAAAAACAGGUCAUGGGCUGGUGCUUCAGGAGGGGUUUGCUGUUCCCAGAGAUCAUCUGGGCCGAAGGCUUAUGGCCACAGCCGGAGACAAUGAGACAGAGAAGAACUGCACAGAACCAGCCAUCCACGAGUUCCCUGAGGAUAUAUUCACCAACAGUCAUCGUGCGCAAGGAGCUGUACUGCUGCACAUAUUUGGGGCUCUAUAUAUGUUUCUGGCCCUUGCUAUUGUCUGUGAUGACUACUUUGUGACCACUCUAGAGAAGAUCUGUGAGAAACUGCACAUGAGUGAAGAUGUAGCAGGAGCGACCUUCAUGGCAGCUGGAAGCUCCGCCCCCGAGCUGUUUGCCUCUAUAAUUGGUGUGUUCAUAACACAUGGAGACGUGGGGGUGGGUACCAUAGUAGGCUCAGCCGUGUUCAACAUCCUGUGCAUCAUCGGUGUGUGUGGGAUAUUUGCGGGGCAGGUUGUUUUUCUCACCAAGUUUUCCGUGUUCAGAGACUCAAUCUACUACAUUUUAUCUGUGGUUGCCCUUAUUGCAUUUAUUUAUGAUGAAAAGAUUUUGUGGUGGGAGAGUCUGAUACUGAUUGUCAUGUAUGUUGGCUACAUUAUCAUCAUGAAGUUUAACACUAGCAUCCAGAACUACUUUUCGGGGAAGGAAGACAAGGGAGUCGCCAAUGGUAAUCCGGUCAUGUGCGAGAUGGAGCAUGGUAAUGAAUAUGAUUCGUUAUGGGAUGAUCCAUCAUGGCCAUUACUCAGACCAGUAAAGCCCAGUAAAGAGUACACUAGGGGCUCUGUUGUGAUGGUGGACGAGAUGAUAAAUUCAAGCCCUCCACAUUAUCGGUUCCCCGAGGCCGGCCUUAGGGUCAUGAUCACCAACCACUUCGGGCCCAAGACACGUCUGCGCAUGGCAAGCCGACUUAUCAUCAAUGAGCAGCAGCAGCUGGGGAAGACGGCCAAUGGGGUGGAUGCGGUGCUGGUGGCUGAUAAGAAAGCUGACACCAUGGAAAAUGGCAACGUAGUGGAGGACAAACUCACUGAGGAGCCAGAGAGUGAGAUGUCAUCUCCCUUCAUCUUGCCUGGGGGUGCUAUGGAUAAAGUGAAGUUUUUCAUUUCCUGGCCCAUUUUGGUGUUGCUGUACUUUACCAUACCCAACUGUGCAAAGCCACGGUGGGAGCGCUGCUUCAUGCUGUCCUUCUUCCUCUCUACGCUGUGGAUCGCCAUCUUCUCCUACAUCAUGGUGUGGAUGGUCACAAUUGUUGGAUACACACUUGGAAUCCCAGAUGUCAUUAUGGGUAUAACUUUCCUGGCUGCAGGCACCAGUGUUCCCGACUGCAUAGCGAGUCUCAUUGUCGCACGGCAAGGCCUGGGGGACAUGGCUGUCUCCAACACGAUUGGCAGUAACGUCUUUGAUAUCCUGGUUGGACUUGGCGUUCCCUGGGGCAUCCAGACAAUGGCUGUCAACUACGGCUCUGUGAUUAAAAUCAACAGUAAAGGACUGAUUUACUCCGUUGUUCUGCUGCUGGGUUCGGUGGCUUUAACUGUGCUGGGGAUCCAUGUGAACAAGUGGAGGUUAGACUUUAAGUUGGGCGUGUACGUGCUUAUUCUGUAUGCCAUCUUCCUCUGCUUUUCCAUCUUGAUCGAAUACAAUGUCUUCACUUUUGUCAACCUGCCCAUGUGCCAAGAGGGUGUCUAAGCUAGAAGAUUUCCAUGGGCUUUGAACCAAAAUACCUCCGGGAUAAACCUGCAACCAAAACCACCAAUGAUUCUGCUGUUUCCUCUGUUUAAUCUCCCUACUGAGUUGCUACUGUUGAAGAAAACCACUCUCUAACGCUGCACAUUUGCACCACUGUGGCUCAGAUGGAAGAACUGCAUUUCCCAGAAGACUGUUGACUCACAACUUUCUCCAUCAAUUCCAAGAAAUGAAAUUCUCCUUGGCAGCUCUCUUUAUAACUGGAUAUUCUUCCACUUCUGAACCUUGGACAAUCAUAAUGCAGCCCGUAAAUGUUUUGUUCAGAGCAGAAGGAUUAAAACUGUACACUUGCAUCACAAACUGCACACACAUAGCAAUGACAAAGAAUGCUGCUCAUUCCUGUAUGCAUUAGCAAUCUACAUCUUCUAAUUUCUGUCUUCCCUUGAGACACCGUAUGAUAUGAACAUGAACAUAAUGCACUUUAUAUGUGGCAUAAAACAUCUAUAUCAUAUUAAUUUAUUUCUUCCGGUAUGGAAAAAUGAAAGUAUGUCCUUGAUGUGGCGCAAUAAAAAGAUGAAAGUGACAUGGAAUGACUGCCUUCAGGCAAGAAAUUGAUUCUCGCAGCUUGUUACACAGAAAAAAAAAUGGUGAAAAAAGAUGCACAGCAGAUGUGAAGCAUUUUCUGUAUGGAUCAUGCGGCAGGGGGCGAGCUGUUAUGAAAUCCUCAUGAGCUGGACGAUAUAUUUCCUGCUGAGAGCUUCCGGCAGGUGCCCAUCUGAGAGGUCAGCGAGAUGACCAGCUUCUGACACACGGAAACAGAAGCUCUAAUAUUAGACACGUUUCGGUUUCCCCUUUAUUAUUCCAGACCUGCAUUAACCAGUGAAUGGAACCAAUCGUAAAGCACACAUCAAAAGCUGCUCCUCACCUCUCAUUCAGACCAGAGCAGACGACCCUCAGGACCGCUCUUUGCUUGUUUUGCAAUAUGGACAAUGAGACUGACAACUGUGGCUGCUUUGAUAUUUCAUACACAUACUGAUGAUAUCGCAAACAAAGAUCCUGGAUUUUGCAAACAUGCUACAAAUCAAUGCGUUUUUUUGUUUCUAUGUAAAUAUAACCUCACUGAUCCUGUCUGAACCAGUGCUUCCUUACAGAUGAUGGGAGGUGAGGGUGAAUUUACAUACGUGACCGAAGCGGCCACUUUUUCUUUAUUUCCAAUGCACCCUAACCUCCCUCUCUGGAUCUUUAUUACCGUUUGUCUGUAAUGCAUGAUCUGACACAAAGAAGCCAUUUUUAAAACAGGGCAAAAGAUUUGUGAGCUCACAUCAAUGUCCCUACAAGGAUGAAUCUCAAGAAAAUGUGCCCAGGUCAUAUUUUAUCCCAAAAUCAAAAGAAAAAUAAAUUGUAUUGUGCAAGGAAGUUAAGUUUUAGAACCUUUUAAGAUUUGUCUGCAUUGCAACAUUUAUUUUCUUGAAAGUUAAGCACAUUUUCAACCCUGGAUUCUCUUCGCUGUAAUGCAUGUGGACUUGAUACUGUAAUAUGUGCACACUGUAAUAACAUAUAUUUAAAUUAGCAUAAAUUAAAAGAAAUUGCCAUAUUAAUAUUACUCCGAUUUAUAAAUUCUUAAAAUUAUUUACUCUGAUUUAUAAAUGCUUAAAAUA
Messenger RNA from Sinocyclocheilus anshuiensis, 3965 nucleotides. Its product is annotated as sodium/potassium/calcium exchanger 4-like. Gene Ontology annotation, cellular component: plasma membrane. Gene Ontology annotation, biological process: calcium ion transmembrane transport; intracellular calcium ion homeostasis. The record is from RefSeq and is a predicted model, not a curated record. The transcript has 17 exons. Bases 451 to 2310 code for a protein of 619 amino acids. Lineage: Eukaryota; Metazoa; Chordata; Actinopteri; Cypriniformes; Cyprinidae. Gene Ontology annotation, molecular function: calcium, potassium:sodium antiporter activity; calcium channel activity.